Molecule: messenger RNA, 2721 nt
Organism: Drechmeria coniospora
Lineage: Eukaryota; Fungi; Ascomycota; Sordariomycetes; Hypocreales; Ophiocordycipitaceae
Product: K/H antiporter 1
Exons: 4
Coding region: 1-2721 (906 amino acids)
Biological process (GO): proton transmembrane transport
Cellular component (GO): membrane
Molecular function (GO): antiporter activity
Source: RefSeq, a predicted model, not a curated record
AUGGCUUCCUCCACCACAUCCUCGGACACUCUGUCGUCCACCCUCACGGACGCUCUGUCGUCCACCCUCUCGGACACCAUAUCGGCCACCAUCUCGUCCACCCUCUCGUCGUCGAGCUCCGCCACCUCGUCCUCGUCGUCGGCGGCGGCGACGACGACGCAGCGGGCGCCCCACCAGGGUGGUGUCCUCGAGGGCAGUAACCCGACCGUCUACGAUCCGACGAACCCCAUCAUUCUCUUCAUCAUCCAGGUCUGCAUCAUCGUCAUCGUCUGUCACCUCCUGCAUUGGCCCCUCUCCAAGAUCCGCCAACCUCGCGUCAUCGCCGAGGUCGUUGGCGGCAUCAUCCUCGGUCCCUCCGUCAUGGGCCGCAUCCCCAACUUCAGCGCCACCAUCUUCCCGCCUGCCUCGAUUCCGAACCUGAAUCUCGUCGCCAACCUCGGCCUGGUGCUCUACCUCUUCAUCAUCGGCCUCGAGACCGACGUUCACUUCCUCAUAAGCAACUGGCGCGUCGCCACCUCCGUCGCCAUCUUCGGCCUUGCCCUUCCCUUCGGCCUCGGCUGCGCCCUCGCCUGGGGCGUCUACAAUGCCUUUGACGUCGACGAGCUCGCCAACGUCCGAUUUAGCGUCUUCAUGCUCUUUAUCGGCAUUGCCAUCGCCAUCACCGCCUUCCCCGUCCUCUGCCGCAUCUUGACCGAGCUCAAGCUGCUCGAUACCUCGGUCGGCAUCAUCACCCUCUCCGCCGGCGUCGCCAACGACGUCGUCGGCUGGAUCCUUCUCGCCCUCUGCGUCGCCCUCGUCAACGCCGGCAACGGCCUCACCGCCCUCUGGAUCCUGCUCUGCUGCGUCGGCUACAUGCUCUUUCUCAGCUUCAUCGUCAAGCCCUGUCUCAUCUGGACGCUUCGUCGCACCGGCAGCAUCGAGAAUGAACCGUCCCAGAGCGUCAUCUCCCUCAUCCUCAUCAUCGCCCUCGCCUCGGCCUUCUUCACCGCCAUCAUCGGUGUCCAUGCCAUCUUCGGCGGCUUCAUGGCCGGCCUCAUCAUCCCGCGCGACAACAGGUUCAACAUCCGCGUCAUGGAGAAGCUUGAGGAUCUCAUUGGCGCCAUCUUCCUGCCCCUCUACUUCACCCUCUCCGGCCUCAACACGAACCUCGGCCUGCUCGACUCGGGGCUCGCCUGGGGCUACGUCUUCGCCACCACCAUCGUCGCCAUCGCGAGCAAGAUCAUCGGCGCCUCCAUCGCCGCCCGCAUCAACGGCUUGGUUUGGCGCGAGUCCUUCACCAUCGGCGUCCUCAUGAGCUGCAAGGGUCUCGUCGAGCUCAUCGUCCUCAACAUUGGCCUGCAAGCCAAGAUCCUCACCACCAGGACAUUUACCAUUUUCGUCGUCAUGGCCCUCCUGGCGACCUUUGCCACCACACCCAUCGUCACCGUCCUCUACCCUCCCUCCUAUCAGCAGAAGCUGGAAGCGUGGAAGCGCGGCGAGAUUGACUGGGACACGGGCGCUCCCAUAGUCUCGUCGUCCGAGGGGAGCGACACGGCAAGGAGCGUUUCCUCCAUGAAGCGCCUCAACAGGCUCCUCGUCUACCUCCGCCUCGACAGCAUGCCAGCCCUCCUCAAUCUCCUCUCGCUCCUCGGCAACCCGCAAUCGACGGACAUCAUCACCGAGAAGACGGAGGGCGACGCGUCCGAGGACCUGUUUGAAAACUCGGUCUUCGCCGACGGCCCCAAGCGAGCCGUCUGGGCCCACGGCAUCCGCCUCCUGCAGCUGACGGACCGCGAUUCGUCCGUCAUGACCGUCUCCCAGGUGGCCGAGUACAGCCGGUACGACCCGAUCGUCAACACCUUCCGCACCGUCGGUCAGCUGCACAACCUCGCCGCCUCGGGCGAAGUCGCCAUCAUGCCCGAGACGCGCUUCGCCGAGGCCCUCUCGACCAAGUCGCACAAGAUGUCGGCCGACCUCCUCGUCGUCCCCUGGAGCGAGACGGGCGCGCUGAGCGACUCGCAACUGCUCUCCCCAGCCACCAUCGACGACAAGAUGACGUCGUCGUACGGCACCUUCAUCAAGUCAAUUUUCGACGCAAACGAUCACAACAUUGCCGUCUUCUUCGCCCACAACCACGAGGCCGAGAGCAAGGCGAAGGAGUCGGAGCGCGCCAAGAUGGUGAGGGCCUACUCCUUUGGCGUGCUCAAGGAAGAAAUUCCCGCGGCCCCGCUCUCCAACAAGCCGUAUCACAUCUUCCUACCGUACUUUGGCCACGUGGAUGACGUGCUCGCCCUGCGUCUCGUCCUCCAGCUCUGCGAAAAGUCAAAGGCGACGGCCACCAUCACCCGUCUGUCCACGCCUUCGACGACUUCGGAGCCGUCCACGUCGGCAAUCACGCCGACGCCCGCGUCCGAGGACUUCUUCCAGAUCGCCUCUUCCAAGCUUACCACCGACAUGGCUUCGCGUGUCCGCUUCGACACCGCCACGAACGCGACGACGGCGGAGGAGCUUCUUCAGCAUGCCGCCGCCGCCGCCGCCGCCGUUGAGGAGGGUUCCAAGACGCCGAGCCUCAUUGUCGUCGGCCGCGAAAGCGGCGAGCAGGUCGGCGUCGACGAGAAGGACCAAAAGGCACGCGAGGAGCCGCGGCGCUGCCUCGGCAGCCUGGCCAGUCAUUUCAUCGUCGGCAACGUCCAGGCAGACCUCCUGGUGGUGCAGUCCAAGAAGGUUGAGAACCCUACUUGA